AUGGCUGACGAAUUUUUAAAUUCGAUUCAGUUCGGUGGAUAUCAUGCAGAAUUCCAGAAUCACAAUACCGGCGGUGCAGGAGAAAAGCCGAGAGACGAAAUUCGCGCAUUAGCCUUUCGGAUACCGAUAUAUACGUUCGGAAUGGGAUUCAUUCGAGGUCCUCCGACUCAGUUUGUACCGGGAUAUCAAGCAGAGGACCUGGAACGUGCCCAACUUUCUCUGAACUUUGGGAAACAAGAAAUGUUCUUUAAAGCAAAAUUUGACGCCGACGACAUUCCUGGCAAGUCUCAGGGCUACUCUGCUCCAGCAAACUCUGUGACAUCGAAAAGGCCUCCUCAAAUCAAAGCCGAUUGGAAGUUCCUGUAUCCUCGCGACGAGCCGUUACCACCAGGAGUUCACAUUCGGCGGGCUACUGAGGAUGAUUGGAAUCUGCACAUACCCAAAGAUGAACAUUGUUGCCAGGCUUUGUCCCCUCUCCCUAGCGGGGACCGGCAGCACGCCCUAAUGAAGUUUGGACACUGGAGGACAUUUCGGUUCACUACGGUCUUGGACAAGAGAGCCAGAGACAGCGUUCUUCAUACUCUCGACCGUCUACGCACCCUGGAGCGUGGGGAAGAAGCGCGGACAACAGUAGAUUUUGACCCUAUCGCCGUCAGCCGAACGUCUCCUUCAACUAUCAAUAGCAUCGCGGAAUACUUAAGACGCGAAUACGAGGAACAUCCGAACCCGUUCGAGUGUCAGUAUUUGUUUCUUGGUCUCAUAUCGCAUGGCAUUCUCUUGCCGCACGUCGAUUCUGUGGCCGGCCUCAAACAUUUCGUACACUUCUCAGUAUCUGCGGCGAAUCCCAAAUGGAGCAAGCAAGUCAAGUCCGCAGAAGCUGUUCAUAUCACCCAAGCUGGUCAUUUCAAUGAUGCUGGUUUUCCAACUGAUCUCCCCUCCGACCGGAUUUUCAUGAGACGUGCGACCAUUGAAACUAGUAACAGGGUCAUUCGACGUUGGAAAGAGUUCCAGGACAACUUUUUGCGCGUGAGUUUUGGUGAUGAGGAUGGUAAACUUCGUGUUAACGGGCUUCUGCAGCGGAGCGACGACGAUAACCCUCGGACUGGAGUUCUAGCACGGAUACGAAUUGCUCUUGAAGAGGGCAUACAAAUUGGACCGCGGCGUUACGUUUUUCUCGCUGCCGGCGAAUCGCAGCUGAAGGAACACUCUUGUUGGAUGAUUUACGAAGAGCCGGACCGCGGAUUCACAGCAGACAUAGUCCGACAGCAUAUGGGGGACUUUGGACAUAUUCGUGUCGUCGCCAAAUAUGCUAGCAGGAUGGGGCUAUGCUUCAGCGCCACAAGAAAGGUUUGCGAUAUCACAUCAGUGGAAGAGGUAGAAGAUAUCCAGCAUGGUGGAUAUAACUAUACGGACGGCGUUGGAAACUGCAGUGCCGAACUCGCCGACCAAUGCGCUAAAGCUCUGGGGAAUACGGCGUCUCCGUCCGCCGUUCAAAUACGGAUGGGAGGGUACAAAGGUGUCCUAUCUGUCCUUCCUCAUCUUCAACCCAAUCACAUAUGCAUGCGACCCUCUAUGCGAAAAUUUGCCAGUGACAGCAUUGAAUUGGGGGUCAUGAAGAUAUCAACGCACUCACAUGCUCACCUUAAUCGUCAAGCGAUAUCACUUCUCUCUCACCUGGGUGUUCCGGACGAAGUAUUUGCCCGUAUGAUGAAAGCUCAGAUUGACAAUAUCAGGAACAUCGAGAGGCACAUCCAUCGUUUGGAUGAUUCUAAACACGAGGCAAGGAAACUAUAUAAGUCCUCGGAGCUGCCGAUCUUGCAGAUGCUCAAGGCAGGGUUCGCGAGAGAGCAUCUGUUGAGAAACGUGCUGAAGUGCAUUGAGUGUCAGUUGUUGCAGGAUUUGAAGUACCGGGCUCGCAUCCAAGUGAAUGACGGGGCAUUUUUGAUGGGUAUCGCCGACGGACAUCGAGUCCUGAAACCUGGAGAAAUCUAUUGCGCGGUACAUCCUCCUGGAGGUAAACGGCGUGUUGUCACCGGCCAAUGCACAAUUUUCCGUAAUCCGUGUUUGCAUCCAGGUGACAUUCAGUUGGCAACAGCUGUCGAUCAUGAGAUAUUUUCAUCGGAGCUCUGGCAGGGUCGCCCACCUACAAACGUCGUCGUCUUCUCUACGCAACCAGGAGAAAGGAAUUUACCAAACAAGCUUUCUGGAGGUGACCUGGACGGAGACUUCUUCACUGUACUAUGGGAUCCGGAACUUCAAAUUGAAGAUCCCGAAGAACCGAUGGAUUACACUCCUGUGGACCCGAUAGAGAUCCCGGAAGAGCAGGAGAGCGUCGAUGUAGAGGACAUCUGCGAAUUCUUUGUCGAUGCCGAUCACCUUCGUCCAGAAUUCAUGAAAUCUGAUGUCCUUGGCUUGGUUUCGCACAUUCAUGAGGCAAAAUCCGAUGAGCUCGACCCGUCUCAUCCUCACUGUGUACCCGUGAAGAUACCUCUGCAUCUUCAAAACAGCAUAGCUCCAGAUUUUCAACGCGAGGACGGAUACAUAUCUCCCAAAGUCUUGGGGCAACUCUUCAGGCUCAUCGAGCCUCCUCCAGAAUACAGCCCUAUUUCUGGAUCACAACACACGGACAUCCGGCUCAGAAUUCAGAAUGUGUCCGCUCUAUAUCUUCAGAAUGCAGGGAAAGCAAAACAUGCCUAUGAUAUUGAACUAGAGGGCCUCAUGCGAAGGCAUUCUAUGUGUGAAGCAGAACUAUGGGCUGGCGUCUCAAUCAAUGGUGAUCGGAAGAAGAGGCGUGAAAGGGAUUCUGCCGUCCGCGGACCCGUCAAAGAGGUUAUGGAAGCCCUACGGCGUACGUACCGCAAUCACUGCGCGGCGACUUGUCAAGGCUCAGCGACGGCGAUGAGAUCCAAGGAUAUGAAGAAGUGGGCUAUCGCUGCAUAUCAAGUGACGCACGAAUCAGAACGAACUGCGCAGUAUGUCAAUGUACACAAUGAGAGCAGGAGGGGGAGCACACCUGGUAGUAUGUAUGCCGAUGAAGGGUUGGUUGAGGAGCCAGAGGAGGUCCCUCGGAGACUAUUGAUUUCGUUCCCGUGGAUAUGGGCCCUAGAGCUGUGCCAUGCUGUUACGGAUGAUAUUAUUAAGGAAGAGGAGGAGGAGGAAGAUGACGCGGCGCUGUUGCGAGGUCAGGUGGAGGAUGUCUGA
Molecule: messenger RNA, 3201 nt
Organism: Desarmillaria tabescens
Lineage: Eukaryota; Fungi; Basidiomycota; Agaricomycetes; Agaricales; Physalacriaceae
Product: RNA dependent RNA polymerase-domain-containing protein
Exons: 29
Coding region: 1-3201 (1066 amino acids)
Biological process (GO): siRNA processing
Cellular component (GO): nuclear RNA-directed RNA polymerase complex
Molecular function (GO): RNA-directed RNA polymerase activity
Source: RefSeq, a predicted model, not a curated record